Molecule: messenger RNA, 2983 nt
Organism: Drosophila obscura
Lineage: Eukaryota; Metazoa; Arthropoda; Insecta; Diptera; Drosophilidae
Gene: dos
Product: protein daughter of sevenless
Exons: 7
Coding region: 86-2755 (889 amino acids)
Source: RefSeq, a predicted model, not a curated record
UUUGACACCGCUAAUAAGUGCGCGGAAGGGGUAACAAACAAAAUUUAUUUAAUUUUAUUUAUUUUCCACUGUCCGCUGCUGGAAAAUGGAUCGCACUUUCUACGAAGGGUGGCUAAUUAAGUCGCCACCAACAAAACGAAUUUGGCGUGCACGCUGGCGGCGACGCUGGUUCACGCUGAAGCAGGGCGAGAUACCCGAACAGUUCUGCCUUGAAUACUACACCGAUCACAAUUGCCGCAAGCUGAAGGGCGUCAUCGAUUUGGAUCAAUGCGAGCAAGUGGACUGUGGCCUGCGGCUGGAGAAUCGCAAGCAGAAGUUUCAGUACAUGUUCGACAUCAAGACGCCGAAGCGCACGUACUACCUGGCUGCCGAAACAGAGUCGGACAUGCGCGAUUGGGUGAACUGCAUCUGCCAGGUGUGUCACCUGCAUGACACCAAGCAGUCGAAUGAACUGCCUCUGGGCUCUGUGGGGGCAGACGAGAACCGCACGCAGAACACGAGCUCCAGCGGUGGCCUGAGCAACUCUACACAAAAUACAACCACCACAUCGUUGCAUUCGUCGGCGGGAACUGUUGCCGCCGCACAGGCUACGGCAACGGGAGGAACUGCCCAAAUGCGUCGUCCGGUGGUCAUUGACCAGCAGCCACUGCCGCAGAAUCCCGGCAACAACAACUCGGACUCGGUCUAUGUCAACACGGAGUACAGCAAUCGCGAGACAAUGCUCUGUGAUGGAAACUUCGAUCAGCAAGACUUACUUUCGGCAGCACAACAGCAGCCGCCUCCCUCGCCGGCCACGGCCCUCUACUUGAACCACAGUGCACUGAUCCAGGCUCAGGCAGCGGCUGCAGCUGCCGAGCAGCAGCAGCAACAGCAACAGCAGGCUGCCCGUCUCGCGGUCAACGCGAAUGGAGUGGUGCGGAAGCUGCCAGACCAUCUGGUGCUCACCCAACAGACCCUGGCCGAGGCAGCAGCCGAACAGCAGCAGCAUAGCAGCGUGCAGGCAUCGCCAGCAUUGAGCACCGCCUCUGGUCCGUAUAUACCCAUUAGCGAGUGCUUCUCGGGCAGCCCCAAGUUCCUGCUGGACAACCAGCACUCUGGUGCAGGCGGGCCGGGCCGAGAUGGGGCCAUACCGAACAAUCCCACAACGCCGUUGAACAAUUUGGAUCCCAAGUUCUACGAUACACCGCGUAGUCAUAACAACAUUGGCCUAAACCUGACCAAUGACCAGUCCUACUCCCCCAAGAUAACCAACUUGAGUCUGCAACAGCUGGCGGCUAGUUCUGCCAGCAAGCAACGUUCCGACUCGGACUCGGAGAGCGUCUUCACCGAUGACGAUGAGUGGGCUCAUCCCCUGCCACUCCGCGAGAAUGUGGAUCGCAGCACCAGGCCCUCGGAUAGUUCCAUAGAGAACGAAUCAUUUGUGCUGACUUAUUCGCAACGCUUCUCCAAAAUGCCCGAAGAUGGUGCAGCCGCAGCUCCGCCACCCGACAAGCAGUCAAAACUGACGGCCCCAUCAUCGCUGGCAGAUGCUGGUGACCAUCGCACACUGGAGAAACUGGCCAAGGUGCUGAAGAACAAGAAUAAUCUCAUACUAGACUUUAAGGAGAAUGAAAAAAUCACUCGCGAUCUGCCGCAGCUUUCGGACACGGAAAACACAUCGCCAGCUAUUGUGGCCCGUCGGAAUGCAAACUCCGGGUUCAUUGAGGAGAGCUACGACAUUCCACGCUCCCAUCAGCUGCCCUACUACAAUGUCAGCCAGCUGCUGGGCGAGCGACCGGUCACCAGUCCGCACAACAGCAAUCCCAUUGCUGCCUCCACGCCCAAUUUGAUGGCAGCAGCCGAUCUGGGUGCCGUUGCGGUGCCAGUGGCAGUGACGGUGGCAGUGGGAGCCAAUCCCUGCCAGACUCCGGCUACCAUUGCAGCCUCCUCACCCACAAGUGCGCGUACGUUGCCACGCCCACACUGCUACACGAAUGCAGCGCCCACCAAAAUGGAGGGAAAUGUGUUUCGGUAUGACUUCAUUGAGCAAAUGGACUGUCCGCCAGUGAACCGCAAACUGAAACCAAAGGCGGCCGGCACUCCAGCGGCCGUGGAGGAUAAGCCACCGGAGGAGUUCCCGGCCAAGCCGCCGGUGGGCGUCGAGCAUUUAACCAGCAAAUUGGGCGCGGCCCAACUGCAGCCGAUUGGGCCGCCCAGCGUGGAUCGCAAGUGUAAACCAAAUGCGUACAAGCUUGGUACUUCGGCCACCAUGUCGCCGUCGUCGCGUCGCUCUUCCGGAGCACCACUCUCGAUGGUGCUGCCGCACGAAACCGAUGUUCACUCGUCGGCGGUGGCUGCAUACUUCCACGAGACGCGCACUCUGCCACGCCAGCAACAUCGCCCGCAUCCCAACAGUCCUGGCAGCCUCUCAGUGCAGCAUCAGCGCACAGCCUCGGCAGUGGCUGCCAUGAUGACCUCCUCAGGCGCAGGGCCGAAACAACAGCCGCCGGCCCACGUCGAGCACAAGCUUCAGUAUUUUGAUCUGGAUGUGACCAACAAACCGCCCCUGCUCAAUCGAUCGAGCAUGAGCGUGGGCAAUCUUUAUUCCCAGGGUGGCAAUGCAGGCGGUGGCAUUCGUCUGGCAGCGGUGGAUGCCGGUGGAGCUCGGGCUCCUGUGCCGAGCAGCGUCGUCUACAAUUCCGUGGACUUUGUCAAGACAGAGGCCUUCAAGCGGAUACGCGAGGAGCGCAACAAGGACAGCAACGAGAGCAAAUGAUUGGGACACCGUCGCCCCACAUGACUGCGUGCAAUAUCCAAGGACCACGUUGCGGAUCCUAACUACUGUAGUGCCUAAACCAGUGGCCAGCUAGCACCCGCGCACCCAUUCAAAAUGCUGGUCCACAACAGUGCAAACACCAUGUGGCCUUUGCAUUUGAUAUCAUCUCGAAAUUUACACCCAUAUUAUACACCCUUCAACUAUGCGAAACGAUCAGCGAGUAUCUAG